This is a messenger RNA of Cuculus canorus (common cuckoo), 3486 nucleotides long. It is a transcript of the gene BNIP1, whose product is annotated as BCL2 interacting protein 1. The record is from RefSeq and is a predicted model, not a curated record. Gene Ontology annotation, biological process: retrograde vesicle-mediated transport, Golgi to endoplasmic reticulum. Gene Ontology annotation, cellular component: SNARE complex; endoplasmic reticulum. Gene Ontology annotation, molecular function: SNAP receptor activity. The transcript is spliced from 6 exons. NCBI's taxonomy places the organism in Eukaryota, Metazoa, Chordata, Aves, Cuculiformes, Cuculidae. The coding region runs from base 8 to 694 and encodes 228 amino acids.
CCCCAAGAUGGCGGCGGGUGCGUGCGUCCCGGUGCGGGUCUGUCACCAGGAGAUCGUCAGGUUCGACCUGGAGAUCAAGGCGGCCGUGCAGGACAUCCGCGAGUGCCCGGGGCCGCUGGGCGCCCUGGCCGAGCUCAACGCCGCCGUCAAGGAGAAAUUCCGCCAGCUCCGCGGCCGCAUCCAGGAGCUGGAACAGAUGGCGAAGGAGCAGGAUAAAGAGUCGGAGAAACAAGCCUUACUGCGGGAAGUGGAAAACCAUAAGAAGCAAAUGCUCAGCAAUCAGGCAGCCUGGAGAAAGGCAAAUCUAGCUUGCAAAAUUGCUAUUGACAACUCUGAGAAAGAUCAGCUGCUGCAGGGAAGAGACUCCUUAAGACAAAGGAAGACUACAAAGGAAAGUCUGGCAGAGAGUGCAAGUAACAUCACGGAGAGCCUGAUGAGCAUUAGCAGAAUGAUGUCGCAGCAAGUCCAGCAGAGUGAGGAGACUGUGCAAACCUUAGCCAAUUCUUCACGAACCAUCCUGGAAGCAAAUGAAGAAUUUAAGUCUAUGUCUGGGACAAUUCAGCUGGGGAGAAAGCUAAUAACGAAGUACAAUCGCAGGGAACUGACGGACAAGCUGCUCAUCUUUCUCGCCCUUGCCUUAUUCCUGGCCACAGUGCUCUAUAUUUUGAAAAAAAGACUCUUUCCAUUUUUGUGAAAUUCCAAAGCUAAACGGAACUAUUACAAAAGGUCAGAAAGAGGUGAACGGUAGGGUUUUGAAAUAAAAUAAUAAAGGGAUAUUGCAAUAGCGGAAAGAGUGUUAAAGCAGGCAUGACUUUAUACUCUCCCCAUGGAGCACGCUACCUACCUAAGAAGAGCUUAAAUGAGCAUGGGAAGAAGCAGGUAGAUCAAGGUUUGCAAAGAGGAAACACCAAUUUACCUGUAGGUCUGAGGAACCAGGCAAACACUUGAGAAAUGAGACACUCAAAGGUACCAGUCUUAACUUUCAAUCUCUCUUUGUUUUGCCUUGAAAUUAACUUUUGUUCUCCGCUUGGACUGGAGCUGCUUUGGCAUCUGUUUGUAAGGUGCUGAGAUUAAGAGGAAGGAUGGAAGAGAAAACUUGCUUACAUUCCAUUAAUACACUAUUUAUUGUAUCCAUGUAACCUGAGUUUUAUUUAAAAAGAAAAUCUAAUGGAUUGAAAGAGCCUGAAUAACUGUAAAAAUUCUGCUUAAUACAGAAUCACAGAAUCACAAGGUUGGAAAGGACCCAUUGGAUCAUCGAGUCCAACCAUUCCUAACACUCCCUAAACCAUGUCCCUAAGCACUUCAUACUUAACAAUAAUGGUUGCUUAUGGAUUGUUUUUUCUAGGAGGACAGCACACGUGCAGUCUGGUGCUCUUCCUCUGGCAUUGGGAGGGCUCUGGUCUAAAGCAAAACCAGGAGCCUGUUGUGGUUAAUUCAUACAAUGUACUUGAGAAUUACAUGGCAAAUCAGUUGAAAUCAAAAGCCUUUUUGCUUCUUUUCUUUAUAGAAUUCCACUUAAUACUUCAUAUUUGCAAAAUACUGACAAGUUGUAGAUUUGGAAGUUUUUCUUGCUCAUAUUGUUGAUCUUUUCUCAGUAAAGUCUUUUACAAUGAUUGCCUUCCCUGUCUUUUGUGCUUUAGUAAUGAGAGGUAAUGUGUUUUAAUGAUGUAAAUACGAACCUGCCACUCUCCAUGUAGUACCUUGAAGUAACAAAAACUGCACUGCAGUGUACUUAAAAUGGAUGUUGCCUUCCUCUUUGGAAACUGUUUCAUGGCUUCUUCAGAGCUUGGCGUGAAAGCUGAUGCUCUGUUUAGGAGAUUUUCACAGAAUGGUUAAAUACUGCCUUACUUUAGUAGUUGAAAUUAACCUUUUUUAAAAGGUAGGGCUACAUACGUCAUUAGGAAACACAAUGUCAGGCAAGUUGCAGUUUGUAAGUUUAUGUAAAAUUUUAGGCUGGGUUACCUUUAGAGUUAAUUCUCAAUAGUAGGUUAAGAGAGACAAGUGACCAGGUAAUUAUCAUGUCAUUGUAGUAUUCAUUUACUAGAUCUUAACCAGUAGUCACAAUUUACCAUUUUGCUAGCAGCUGCUUGGUUAAAUACCGAAGUGGCAGUGGGUUGUGGUAAUCCAAGCUGGUGUAUACAUGUUGAAGUGGUGAUUGCGUGGCUACGUGCACAAGCAAGAAAAGAUGGAAUUUGUCAUCAAGUUCAAAAUCAAGGGCUCUGCCUGGAGAGCUGAUACCUGAGCCUUUUUUCCUGGGAUAGUAGGAAAGGAUGUGGAAACCUCUGCACUUGGACUGGUACAUCCCGCAGAGGGCACUACUGCAUGGGAGUUGGGAGCGGUUUUUUGCCUUGGAAGUCCUGUAAUAGCCAGACUAGAUAGACUGGAUGUGGCUUUUUCCAAAUCGUUUAUUCAUUGUAUUUCAGUGCAGCAUUCCUAAGAGCCUUUCCUGAGAGACAGAAUUACACAAAGAUUGAAAUAAAUUGAUAAUGUACGUGCUUUAGUUUUGAAUAGGAGAGAAAUUACUCAGCUUAAAAAAGAAAACAUUGCACAAAGUCAGUGCAUGUGUGCUUUUAAUAAUCAUAAAAGCGUUGCUUUGGAAGAAGUUUUCUGAUGAGCAGGCUGCUAACCAAGGAGAGUGUUGUGUAGUCUGCAGGUUGGGGUCACAGUGGAGCAAGUUUCAUCCAGCUCUGCAGUAGUGGCUGUUGCAUUCACACCCAUCAGGCUCCCUCUGGAGCUGGCUCAUCCCUUUGCCUCUCUCUACAGACAUACAAAGGGUGAUCAAAACACAUCCACCUGUCCCCCCAGUCUUGGAAAAUAUGGCUUUAAAUACAAAUAAUAUUGAAUACAUGAAGAUUAUUUAGAUUAUAAAUACAUUUCAAGUGAAUGGCUGUGUAGCAGUUCCUAGUUUACAAAUCAAUAGUGUGGUGCCAUUUUAUGCAACUUCUGAGCAGUGAAUAAACUUCUCUUUACAAACUUCUUGCUACUCCUCGGCCAGCUGUAGCAGUGGUGCUUUGUUUUUUCAGUUAGCUCAAACCCAAUAUUGUCUUUCUGAAACACGGCACCUCCAGGUGUUUGAACGCUGGCGGCCUCAGUAUUUCUUCCCUCGUGUGGAUGCAGUAUAAAAAUAGGUUGUUUGCUAAACCUUUGAGAUACUGAGACACUAAGCAGAGGCGAGAGCACUGCUGUAAGCAGCGAUGCAGUGUGACUGUCUGCAGGAAGUUUCAUGGGGUUUAUCUUUGCUAUGUGUUCCUGUCAGAACAUAGAUCAACCUUAAAAAAACAGUGGCUUUCUCAGAGUGCUGAGAAGUACAGUAAAGUUUGUUUUAAAGGCAGGUUCUUUUUGGAUGGUGAUUGUAAUGUAGCAAUUUGAGGGAUCAUAAAGGGUCUCUUGCUGAAUGUCUUGGGUUUUGCUUGUUCUUAUCUUCUUACUUAAAUAUUAGCUUUCAGACCUUGACCUGCUAGAAGACUUUGAGAGCACAAAAUAACU